Molecule: messenger RNA, 4972 nt
Organism: Nycticebus coucang (slow loris)
Lineage: Eukaryota; Metazoa; Chordata; Mammalia; Primates; Lorisidae
Gene: ZNF740
Product: zinc finger protein 740
Exons: 7
Coding region: 645-1226 (193 amino acids)
Biological process (GO): regulation of transcription by RNA polymerase II
Cellular component (GO): nucleus
Molecular function (GO): RNA polymerase II cis-regulatory region sequence-specific DNA binding; DNA-binding transcription factor activity, RNA polymerase II-specific
Source: RefSeq, a predicted model, not a curated record
ACGGGCCCGGGUUGGUGUUUGUAAACUUGCCUCGGUCCCGGCGGGGGCAGCGGCGGCCGCAGGGUUGGCAGGGUGUGCUAGGGCCUGGAGGAGGCGCCGCGCGGCCAGGGAGACAGCGGGAGGCCGCGCCUGGCAGGUUUCUGAAACAGAUCGUGAGCUUCACCAAGAGAAUUCAACUGGAAAACCAAGACUAGCAGACUCUCUUUUUUCUUCAGACAAUAGCCAGGAGCCAGACGGAGUCCAAGGAUUCGUAGGACACCGAUUUUUUCUUUGGAGGACGCUAAGUUCUGUUUGAUGACAAAGUUCAGUAUGGCAACAGGACUGAAGAAACGCGAAGGAACCAUUACCAUAAUUUGGUGACAGUUCUUUAAACGACAGUGUCUUAAGGAAGGGUGGAUCAAGGACCUCCUGAACCUUGGGGUUGCAUUAAGUGAGAAAUCAGCAUGGCUCAGGUAAAAAGCUCUAGAGUCCUCCUCCUUCAAGAUCACUGGGAAGCCUGUUUGCAGUUUCACUCUUGAAUGCUGCCUUAGUCAACAUAUUGACCAACCCCAGUGAGCCAAGCUCUCUAUUAAGCACCAGGGGGAGAUCUAGAGGAAGGAAAGGAGACAGGCCACAGCCCCUGCCUUCAGGGAGCUUCCAGUCAAAUGAAGGAGGCAAGUCUCCUGGCUUGUGAAGGCCUAGCAGGUGUGAGUUUGGUUCCCACUGCAGCCAGCAAGAAGAUGAUGCUGAGCCAGAUUGCCAGCAAGCAGGCUGAAAAUGGAGAGCGGGCAGGUAGCCCUGAUGUGCUGAGGUGCUCGAGUCAGGGUCACCGAAAGGACAGUGAUAAGUCCCGGAGCCGCAAAGAUGAUGACAGCUUGGCUGAGACCUCUCAUUCAAAAAAGACUGUUAAAAAGGUGGUGGUAGUGGAACAAAAUGGUUCUUUUCAAGUAAAGAUUCCCAAAAAUUUUGUUUGCGAGCACUGCUUUGGAGCCUUUAGGAGCAGUUACCACCUAAAGAGGCACAUCCUUAUUCACACUGGUGAGAAACCAUUUGAGUGUGAUAUAUGUGAUAUGCGCUUCAUCCAGAAGUACCACCUGGAACGCCACAAGCGUGUACACAGUGGUGAAAAGCCUUACCAGUGUGAACGGUGUCAUCAGUGUUUUUCUCGGACAGAUCGAUUACUCAGACACAAACGGAUGUGCCAGGGGUGCCAGUCCAAGACCUCCGACGGGCAGUUUUCUCUAUAGGCGCUAGGGGCCCCGGGUGGUGGGAGUGAUCAGAAGAAUCUACUGAAGAGCGCACCCCCCUCUGGUCUGAUGGUCCCACCACCACCACAUCUGAACCUGUCCCCCUCCUGGAGGAGUGGACCCAGGAGACCAGAAGAGUGCAUCAGGGGACAGUGGCCCCAGAGCCUCAGCUCUGUAAAUAAUUUGAGACUAUGAGUAUCUUGGGGAAGUUCCUGCGGCAUUCCUGGGCAGGGGAACUAGUCCCUCAACCCUUGGCUGAGGUCAUAGUUGGGAACUCAAGGUACAGGACCAAGACUGAAGUGUGGCUCCCACAACCUUGGACGCUAGCUGGCAGCUAAAAUGGAAAAGAUUGGGGAAGGGGAUUUAUUUGUUUUGUUCUGUUCUUGUUUUUGUUCAUCCAAAAGCAGUUUCAGCAGGUAUACUGUGGAUACAGAUAAUCUGGAGGCAUAGAGUCCUUGUCCAAAGCAGGGACUAUGGCUGGUCCAGCUCUCCCCCCAAACUGAGUUUUUAGUUGCAAUAGAUCCUCAGUGUUCCACAAUUCUGCACCUCAUCUCCUAUUUGAGGGAUAUUAGGAUCAGGGGUGGCAGCUGAGCUUACUUUGGCUUCUUAAACACUGUAGGGACAAAGGGAAGGAGCAGACAGGGCUAGAUCCAAAAAGAGUGAAUGGUACCUCUUUCUUCCUCCAGGGAAGAGCAAGAGUUGGGUGUUGUGGCCCAUGCCACACUGGUACCUGAUGGGGUCAGCUCAAGUGCCUUUAGGAGGAAACCUAGGUGAAAGGGGCCCAUGAAACCCUUUUCUUCUUUGGGCAAUUGGUCUUGGAAGUAGUUUGUGGCUACCUCACUGCUAUUGACUCCUAAAGCCAGACAGAGGUGUUGAGCAAGGAUUUAGGGAUGUCAGGGGGGGUUCUCCUUGUGCUCUCUUAGGAGCAACCCUAGACUAGUCCCAAGUUGGCUAACAACUGUUCACAGAACAAAGGAAUUUGUUGUCCUCUGACCUGACUGUUGAGCAGUAAGAGCUAUUCUUGCUUCCGAAGUCCUAUCACUGUAUUCAGGUAGAGAAAAUAGAGGUCUGUCCUUUGGUCCCAAAGAACAAGAUCUUGGCUUCCUUCUUUUUUUUUUUUUUUUGAGACAGAGUCUCACUUUGUCGCCCUCGGUAGAGUGCGUGGCGUCACAGCUCACAGCAACCUCAAACUCUUGGGCUUAAGCGAUUCUCUUGCCUCAGCCUCCCAAGUAGCUAGGACUACAGGCGCCUCACAACACCCGGCUUUUUUGUUUGUUUGUUUGCAGUUGUCAUUGUUGCUUGGCAGGCUCAAGCCAGGUUCAAACCCAACCACCCUAGGUGUAUGUGGCCAGCAUGCUUAUCGAUUGAGCUACAAGUGCCACCCUUAGCUUCCUGCUUGGUGGCCACCCCUACCCAACAGAGAAUUCGGUGGUGAUGGGGAGGGUGCUGCAGAGGAAAGAUUGGGGGAAAACAUGAAUGUAGGUUUUAUUGUUAACCAUGUUCUUUGCUCCUCUCUGCUCUGACACCACCACCCUGUCUGCCCCCAGAAGUAAUCAGGGGUGUGUGUGUGUGUGUUAUGUGAGUGUUCAUGUUUGUAUGCUUGGAGGAAAUGACUUUUUUUUUUUCUUUUUUGAGACAGAGUCUCAUUAUGUUGCCCUCAGUAGGGUGCUGUGGUGUCACAGCUCACAGCAACCUCAAACUCUUGGGCUUAAGCGAUUCUCUUGCCUCAAGCCUCUCAAGUAGCUGGGACUAUUUUUGGUUGUAGUUGUCAUUGUUGUUUGGCAGGCCCUGGCUGGGUUUGAACCCACUAGCUCUGGUGUAUGUGGCUGGCACCCUAGCCACUGAGCUACAGGUGCCGAGCCAGAAACGACAUGUUAUUGAGCCAAACCCUUCUCUGAUCCUCACCUUAGAGCAGUGGUUCUCAACCUUCCUAAUGCCGUGAACCUUUAAUACAGUCCAAAGGGGUUGCAACCCACAGGUUGAGAACUGCUGCCUUAGAAGGUGAGUAGAAAACAGCCUUCUCCCACCAAAACCUGAAGGGUGCCUGAGGUUUCAGCAGGAGCUGAGGAACACAAUUUAGGGAACAGAAAAGCUUUGUCCUGGAGAAAUUUUUUUAGAUUGAUUCUAGAGGUUAGGGUAAUGGUUAGGGUGUUUCUAAGCCAAGCCAAGGCUUAUGAACAUGAAUUUUCUAAGGUGAAAUAAACCCUUCCUCCUAAGGAAAAGAUCCUAUAGGAGGUUCUGGGGUUUGGUUGGCUCCCACCAUAGCCUACCCUAGCUGGCAGAUCAGGGUAACUAUCUUAGGAGUAAUCAUGGAGCCUGGGUGAACUUGAGUUCCAAGCUCUCAGUGGGAAUCUGAGAUGACGACCUGCAGGAAUUGGGAUUUCAUUUCCUAGAGAAUGUAGGGAAUAGCAGCAGCAAUUCCUGGCUAUUACCUAUUCUGGAAGGGAUAAGGGGUGCAGGAGGGUCAUCGAUACCACUGGUAUAUUUCAGGGGGAAGGAAAGGAGAUGUGGAACUCUUCAGAUUUUCCCCGGCAGCAUCUGAGGUCCAGUGGGGGAGACACUGAGGAAUGCUUGCUGCCAUGUACUCUUCUGGCUUUAUGCUGACACUCCCAUUUAAUGUGGUCCGGAACUUAGAUCUCAGUCCUCGGAUCUGUCUGCCCUGUGGCCUCUGCAAGCAGGGAUAUCUUUCUGCAAGUGAGCCAGUCCUCUCCUGUUAGAGGGUUCUGCUGGGGCUGGGAUUUUUCUGUCAUUCACCUCUGGGAUGAUUCACCCCCUCCAAGACUUCCAGCAUCCUAAAAUACCACUUUAAAAGACUUAGAAAACUGUCCCCCCAAACUGCUUUUGAAAAAGGUAGGGGUGGGUCUUUCUCCUUGCCAUUUACAGCUAAUCUGUUUGAGAUUGGGUGGGGGUGAGGUGGAGAGAAUCAUGAGUGACCUAUGCCUCUAUGUGUACUGGGUCAGGGUGCUCUGACUCCCCACAGACCUUGACUUCCUGCCUGGGGGAAGGAGGGAACUUCUGAGUGUAUGUACAAACAGCUGUACCAGAACCACCCUGCUGAGGAAUUGGGUGCAGAGAAAACUCAGGAGCCAGGUAGGGAGUUUAGUUGAGGUGCCGAUGCUCUGGGGCAGUGGAUAUGUGAGGAAAGGAACAAAGGGGUGGAAGAAGUGAUGUAGUGCUUAGAGGGCCCAGCACCCCACCCUUCUCUUGCUGGGAUGGGGCCUUGCACUGGAAAGAUGCCUCGGGUGUGUGAGGGGAGGUGGAGACAGGGCAAGGUGUGGAACUGGGGUACCUGGGAAAGUAGAGUGCCUAUUCCUAGGUGGGCUGCUGUCCCGGGCCUUGCCAGCCCCACCCUUCCCAGGACCCCAAGUCUUUUCGAGCCUUCCCAACAGCCUCAUCAUCACUUAGCUACUGAUUGUGUCCCAUGGCUUGAAAUUGGAGGGUUUGUGAGCGAAGGCCCACCGCAGCUUUAACCCUCUCCCCAGAUGCUCUCUGCCUCCGCUGCAGCCCUGGGGCUUUCAUCUUCAACUAUCCCAUUCCUACCCUUUGUCUUCACUCUCUUUUUCUUUUUUUAAUAUACUUAUUUUGCUAUGGGGGAGGGGAAUAUCAAAUGGACAAGAUCACUUUUAAAUGGUAGUUUUUAUAAGAUGUUAUAAACUUGUAUCUUUUUACCAUUAAAGUGCAGUGUAUGUUCCUUCGUGAUAUAUUUAGGAUAUUUAAAUAAAAAGAAAAUGGGGCUUUUCUACUUA